ACUCAGCUCUUGGGAGUUUUGCUUGCUGCUGCUUCAAAUUUUCUGAUUAGUGUCUCAUUGAAUAUACAGAAAUGCGCUCAUCUCCGACUGGUUGGCCAAAGAGAGCUGAAGCCCUACUACACGAGCAAGCUAUGGUGGUGUGGGAUUACCCUCCUGGGGCUUGGAGAGGUGGGCAAUUUCACAGCCUACGGAUUUGCCCCUGUGGCUCUUGUCGCUCCACUGGGAUGUGUGUCUGUCAUAGGUAGUGCAUUUAUUUCUGUCAUUUUCCUGAAGAAGACCAUGAGGACUAGUGAUAUAUUGGGAGGAACACUGACAGUAACAGGGACAUACUUGCUGGUGGCAUUCGCUCCAAGUCUACCCCAAGAGCUCACAGCAAGACAAGUACAGAAUUACUUAGUGAGCUGGCCUGUUUUGGUAUAUUCAGUCUUAGAAAUUAUAAUAUUCUGCAUUCUCCUCUAUUUUUACAAAAGAAAGUCUGUGAAACACAUCGUGGUUUUGCUAAUGAUGGUUGGACUACUGGCAUCACUGACUGUCAUUGCUGUAAAGGCUGUGUCCACCAUGAUAACACUUUCUGUGAAGGGGAAAAUGCAGCUAACUUAUCCCAUUUUCUAUAUCAUGAUUGUUUUAAUGGCAACAUCUUGUGCUUUCCAAGUCAAGUUCUUGAAUCAAGCAAUGCAUCUGUAUGAAGCAACAGCAGUUGUGCCCAUUAAUUUUGUGUUCUUCACCACCAGUGCCAUCAUUUCAGGGGUCAUAUUUUAUCAGGAAUUCCAAAGUGCAGCUUUCCUGAGCGUGUUCAUGUUUCUGUUCGGGUGUCUUCUGUCUUUCCUUGGUGUGUUUAUAAUUGCAAGAAAUAAAAAAGAGGAGCAUUCACAAAUUCCUUUUAUUGACUGUGGACAUAUUCCUGGACAAAAACUGACAGGCAAAAUACAACCAGAUUCUCACAGCUCAUGUUAUGGCACACUGAAUAAGGAAGACGACUCAUCAAAGCUGAAAGAAGAAAGUGCCUUACAUGACAAUUAA
Acanthisitta chloris (rifleman) is the source of this 1020-nucleotide messenger RNA. It is a transcript of the gene NIPAL2, whose product is annotated as NIPA-like domain containing 2. Lineage: Eukaryota; Metazoa; Chordata; Aves; Passeriformes; Acanthisittidae. Gene Ontology annotation, biological process: magnesium ion transport. The record is from RefSeq and is a predicted model, not a curated record. The transcript is spliced from 10 exons. Gene Ontology annotation, molecular function: magnesium ion transmembrane transporter activity. The annotation marks the transcript as partial. Gene Ontology annotation, cellular component: membrane.